AUGGCUACCGUAACGGUUCGAUCACCCUCAAAAUCAGCUUUCCUACCGGCUUUGCUUCUCUUCAUGAUUGUAGCCAUAAACCAGUCGGAAGCACAACUCUCCACAAACUUCUACGCCAGCUCCUGCCCCAACGCCCUCUCCACAAUACGAAACUCCAUCAGAACAGCCAUCUCCAGAGAAAGAAGAAUGGCGGCCUCCCUCCUCCGCCUCCACUUCCACGACUGCUUCGUCCACGGCUGCGACGCCUCCAUCCUCCUCGACCAAUCCCCAACCAUCACCUCCGAGAAAACCGCCCCACCAAACGACAAAUCCGCCAGAGGCUACGAGCUCAUCGACGCCGCCAAAGCCCGACUCGAAACGAUCUGCCCUGGGGUCGUUUCAUGCGCCGACGUCCUCGCCGUGGCGGCAAAAGAAGCCUCCGCCUACGUGGGAGGCCCCUCGUGGGCCGUGAAGCUCGGCAGGAGAGACUCCACGUCGGCAUUCCCUGAUGAAACCCUCACCGAUCUCCCGUUCUUCAAAGCCGACCUCCAGACCCUGAUCGACAACUUCGGGGCCAAAGGGCUCAGCCCGAGAGAUAUGGUUGCGCUCUCCGGGGCCCAUACUUUGGGCCAGGCCCAAUGCUUCACCUUUCGCGACAGGAUCUAUAGCAACGGAACUGAUAAUAUUAUUGACCGUGGAUUCGCUAGCACAAGGAGGCGUCGCUGCCCGGCUGUUGGUGGAGAUGAUGCGUUGGCCGCGAUGGAUUUGGUGACUCCCAAUUCGUUUGAUAAUAAUUACUUCAGGAAUCUGGUGCAGAGGAAGGGGCUUCUUGAGACCGAUCAAGUGCUGUUCAGCGGCGGAUCUACGGAUAGUAUUGUGAUGGAGUAUAGCAGGAGUCCUUCCAGGUUCAGUGCCGAUUUCGCGGCGGCCAUGAUCAGGAUGGGAGAUAUUCAGCCUCUCACUGGUUCAGCUGGCCAGAUUAGGAGGAUUUGCGGCGCCGUCAACAACUGA
This is a messenger RNA of Linum tenue, 990 nucleotides long. Lineage: Eukaryota; Viridiplantae; Streptophyta; Magnoliopsida; Malpighiales; Linaceae. The record is from the annotation of a GenBank genome assembly.